AUCCCAUAAACCUCCAAAAAUCGAUGCCCACCUCCACCGCCAUCUCCCCUCCCCUGCUUCUCUGUUCAUCAUAUUCUCAUUCUCGUCCAAUUAUUCAUCAUCGAUUAUGAUUUCGACCUUCGAUUCCUGCAGCGCCCUCCCCGGGAAGCUCCCCUCCGGACCUUCAUCCCUCCUUACCAAUCCCUUUCACCUCCGAGAAUUUCGUAUAUUUCGCCGCCGGAGACUCAAGCAUUGCCGUCAUGCCCACCGUCGCACCGCCUUCACUGUCCGAAGCCAGUCGAACCCCUUCGAGAGCCUUUUCCAUAGCUUGGUUUCCCAAGUUACCUCCGUCAAUUCCUUGGAGCUAAUUGCUCCAGCGCUCGGAUUCUCUUCUGGCGUUGCACUUUACUUGUCUAAUGUCGUCUCUCCCAAAAAUUCCGCAGUGUCGAAUAUUGGCGAAUGGAUUUUGUUGUCCAGCCCCACGCCGUUUAAUAGAUUUGUAUUUCUUCGCUGUCCGUCCAUUGAUUUCUCUGGAAGUGACACAAACCUUGUGGAGGAUGUGAGUGAUAAACUGAUGAAGGAGGAUAGGCACUUCGUGAGGCUCCACAGCGGGAGAAUUAAGGCCACUACUGGCGAUGAUGCUUUAGAAGACAAAUUGACGUACCAAAGAUUGUGUAUAAGCACCGAAGAUGGUGGGGUAAUUUCAUUGGAUUGGCCGUCUAAUUUGAACUUGAGGGAAGAGCACGGUUUGGACACCACCUUAUUGUUAGUUCCCGGAACGCCAGAAGGGAGCAUGAAUAGGAAUGUGCGGUUGUGUGUGAUUGAGGCUCUUGCGCGAGGGCUCUUUCCAAUAGUCAUGAAUCCUAGGGGCUGUGCUGGUUCACCUCUAACCACUGCACGGCUGUUUUCAGCUGCUGACAGCGAUGAUAUCUACACAGCUGUACAGUUCAUUAGUAAGGCGAGGCCCUGGACAGCAUUGAUAGCCAUUGGCUGGGGAUAUGGUGCAAACAUGUUGACCAAGUACCUGGCAGAAGUCGGUGAGAGAACACCACUUACUGCUGCAACAUGCAUUGACAAUCCCUUUGACUUGGAGGAGGCCGCCCAGACCCCUCCAUAUCACAUGGCCAUUGAUCAUGAUCUCACUGGUGGGCUGAUUAAUAUUCUGAAAUCUAAUAAGGAACUUUUUCAAGGGAAAGCUAAAGGCUUUGAUGUGGAAAAGGCUCUUGAAGCUAAAUCUGUGCGCGAGUUUGAAAAAUUAAUAUCAUGUGUUUCUCUUGGUUUUAAUUCUAUUGAAGAUUUCUACUCAAAGUCGAGCACAAGAAGUGUGGUUGGGAAUGUGAAAAUUCCUGUACUUUAUAUCCAGAAUGACAAUGGAUCAGCUCCAGUAUUCUCAAUUCCACGCAGUUUGAUAGCAGAAAAUCCAUUUACAAGUCUUCUUUUGUGUUCUUAUUCGCCAUCUAGUUUUAUAUCUAGUGUGCAACCUGAUCUAUCUUGGUGCCAACAGUUAUCGAUUGAGUGGCUUACAGCAGUAGAGCUUGGGCUCUUGAAAGGUCGUCACCCUCUUCUCAAGGAUGUAGACAUUACCAUCAACUCUUCCAGAGGCUUAGCUCUCGUGGAUGGCAGAACAGUGGAAGAAAGAGGAAAAGUCAUCAGGCAACUAGAUUACAACUGGUCAGAUGCUUCGAGUGAAUACCAACCAACAAGCUUUAUCAAGAAGAAACUUGAAGAGAGUCACAGUAGUAACCGUACUCACCUUAGAUCUCAAAAUGACUCGCAGAGAAAAUCACAACUUGAGAAUAAAGGGUCUCUAGAAAUUGUAGUUGGGGUUUUGGACCAAACCAGCUCUAUUAGUGAUGAUAUGGGGAAAAAGGACGAAGUCAGUUCAGAAGAUAUUGAAAAAGGUCAAGUGGUACGGACAGCUGAAGUGGCAUUGAAUAUUCUUGAUAUGACUUACCCUGACACUCUGACUGAGGAAGAAAAGAAAAAGGUCUUGAAUGCUGUGGAUAAAGGAGAGACACUGAUGAAAGCUCUGCAAGAUGCUGUACCGGAAGAAGUCCGUGGAAAGCUUACAACUGCUCUAUCUGGGAUAUUGCAUGCUCAAGGAUCAAACUUAAAGGUUAGGGAUUUAACUGGCACUUCUCAUAAAUCCAAUGCCACAUUAGAAUUGAAGAAAAAGACUGAGGAGAAGGUCAGACAUGUGGCAGAUGCUGAAGGUUCCUCACAAGUUUCUUCACCUUUGCACGAGAUGGGAGUUGUUAAAGAUGUUUCAGAUGGUUCUGAUAGCCAUCAACCUACAAAGGACAAGUUUAUUGGGGAACUGGAAUCUGAGCCUCCUUCCUCGGAGCAAAAUUCUAUUGAUCAAAAUGGUUCUCAGCCACUUAGCAUUCAUGGUGAUGAUACUAUCAGUUCUAUAAGGAGGGAGACCAGUGGCUCUGGUAGUACUGUUUCAGAUGAUGAAUUUUCUAGGGAAAAUGCUUCCCAGUAUUUUGAUAAUGGUGGGAAAGAACUAGACAUAAGUGAGAAGCCAGAAUUUUCAAGCAAGGUUGAACAGUUAGGUUCACACGAAGUAGCCAUUGGUGAUAAUUACAAAGACCAGGGAGGUGGAAUUGCUCAAUCAGAUGAGGAGGAAGAGAGUAAACGCAAGAAAAAUGAAGAGAAAACUAUAGAUCCUUCAAUUGAUGAUAAGGCGGUGUCAUCUCUUACAAUAGAGGAAGCACUUUCAUCAGCAGGGUCUACUUCAGAGACACAUCGAGUAGAACAUGAAUACAAUAAUGAUCAGAUGGAUACAAAUAGUGUGCAACCUGUUGUAGAACAUACCAAGCCUUUCGUUUCUGAAUCUAAUGUCAACAACUUCAGCGUUUCUCAGGCUUUGGAUGCCUUGGCAGGGAUUGAUGAUUCCACCCAGUUAGCAGUCAAUAAUGUAUUUAAUGUAAUUGAAAAUAUGAUCUCGCAGUUGGAGGGUUCAGAAAAUGAAAGUGAGGACAAGAAGACUGAUUCCUUAGUUAACAAUAAUUGCUCAGGUAACGAUAAUGAAAAGUCAUCAGGGAAGAAAGAAUGUGGUAACAUGGAUUCGUCUGUAAAACCUGAAAGGCUAAGUGGUCCUCGUAUAAUUAAUAUCCUGGAGAGGAGAGGAGAAUCAAAGCAUAAUGUUUCAAGUGAACGGGAAGAGGAGGAAUUCACUUCAGACCUGGUCUCAAUUAAUAGGAGCUAUUUGAUUAGACCUCAGUCAGCCCAAGUUGGCCAGGAUGAAAAUGAAAAGGACGAACUACUUGAUUUGGAUGGCAAUGUGGACAUGACUUCAAAUGCGUAUUUAGAUUCUGUUCACAGUAAUUUUUUCUUGAAAUACAUUGCCUCAAAUAUGCCUACUAAAUCACUUGAUAAGGAUACGACUGCAACAUUGUUGCUUGAUUAUAUUCCUGAAAAAGAUCAGUGGAAGUUUAUUGAACACCCGGGAAAUGAAAAUGGUGCUAUUUCAACAUCUGAAGAACUUGAAGGAAAAGUGAAUGCCUAUGCACAUGCAAAAGGGAAGAAUACUGAUGAUGUUAUUGAGCCACUUUAUAUGAUCUUGGACAGUGACAAUCAGCCAGAGUCAGUUGGGGAAUAUCAAAACACGGUCAAUGGAAACGAAGAAAUCAAAUGUAGUGAUGGACAGAAGGAUUUGGAAUACUUUGUUAGAUCUAUUAUACAGGACAGUUUGAAGGUGGAAGUUGGUCGUAGGUUGAGUGCAGCUAACAAGGACUUAAAAUUGGGCGUUGACAGAGACAUUGAACAUGUUGCAAAUCUGUUGUCAGUGGCUGUUGGAUAUGGCAGUGGAUGCAGACAGUGCUUAGGAAGUAAAAGUGACAGCAUUAAUUCCAUUGCAGAUAAAAUGGGUACUCUUUGUGGCGAGCAGAUUAUUAGAUCAAUUUCAUCUUCUGUUCAGGAAACUGUUUAUUUGAAAAAAAUUCUUCCUUUAGGUGUUAUAAUUGGCUCUAGCUUGGCAGCUCUAAGAAAAUCUUUUCAUGUGACUACGCUGCAUGAUGAUAACCAGGGAGAAUGCUUGGGCGUUGAUCAAGCUAAGAAAUCUGGUGACAGAAAUCAAAAUGUUAUACUGACCGAUACAGUGGGUGGGGAAGAAGGAUGUGCUGAAAUGAGAAGUUUAAAUAAAGAUACUGUUGUGGUUGGAGCUGUCACAGCUGCUCUUGGAGCAUCUGCUUUACUGGUACAUCAGCAGAAUUUAUGUGGAACUGAUGACACUACUGAAAGUUCAUUCAAGUCCAAGGAGAAAGCUAGUCUUCAGAAAGAGCCAGAAAGGCAUGACGAGCAGAUAAUACCUGAAAAGAAUCAUAACAUCGUCACUGCUCUUGCUGAGAAGGCAAUGUCAGUUGCUAGUCCAGUGGUGCCCAAGAAGGAAGAUGGUGAAGUAGAUGAAGAAAGGCUAGUCAAUAUGCUAGCUGAAUUAGGAGAGAAGGGCGGCAUAUUGAAGCUAGUAGGAAGAAUAGCUUUACUCUGGGGUGGUAUACGUACUGCAAUGAGUGUGACUGAAAAACUUAUCUCGAUUCUUCGAAUAGCUGAACGCCCUUUGUUUCAGAGGAUUCUUGGGUCUGUGGGUUUGGUGCUUAUUUUAUGGUCACCAAUUACUCUUCCACUGCUUCCCAAACUUGUUGAUAGCUGGACUUCUCAUACUCCCUCAAAAAUUGCUAAUCUUGCUUGUGGUUUUGGUCUUUAUAUCGCUCUCACGAUUCUUGUUAUGAUGUGGGGCAAAAGAAUACGUGGGUAUGAAGAUCCAGCAAAAGAAUAUGGGCUGGAUUUGGCAUCUUGGUUUAAGAGUUAUGAUUUUCUUAUGGCCUUCUUUGGAGGAGUUGCGGGUCUCUUGGGAAUUCAAUGUGUAAAUGGAUUUCUUGGUUACACAACUCUUUCAUUGCCAGCUAUUCCAACUUUGGUGAACUGGGUUUCAUGGUUAAAGGUGCUAGGGGGAAGUCUGUUGCUGGUUAGUGUUGGAGUUAUAUCAUCAAUAUUUGUUACAGCAGUGGAAGAAUUUCUCUUUAGGUCAUGGUUAACUGAAGAAAUUGCUUUGGAUCUCGGAUACUACCCAGGGAUUAUCAUUUCAGGACUAGCUUUCGCAAUAUUACAGAGGUCCCUGCAAGCGAUACCGGUUUUAUGGGUGUUAUCUUUGGGUUUGGCGGGAGCCCGCCAAAGGAGGGACGGCUGCCUGUCAAUUCCUAUUGGCUUACGUGCUGGUAUUACAGCAUCUAGUUUUAUUUUUCUGAAGGGAGGAUUCAUAAGCUAUAAGCCCUCCAUCCCCAUGCAUCAUUCUCUUUGGAUUAUGGGCAUCGACACACAUCAACCAUUGAGUGGGGUGGCUGGUUUUGCAUUUGCUUUGCUGGUGGCUUGCAUUUUCUUCCCCAGAAAUCCCAUGAAGAAGAAGAAUUUGAGAAGGACGAUUCGAGAAUAGAAGAUUGAUUGUAUCUUAACUAUUUUGUAACAUGAAAGCAUCGUUUGAUUAAGCGCCUGAUCAUUCUUUGCGAAGUUGCAUGGGGGAGCUAAAUGGCUGGGAGGUUUCAGAGGGUACUAAGGAAGAAACAUCCCUAUGAACCCUGCAAAAGUGUUGUCCAAAAUGAGGAAUGCCUUUACGUAGGUAUUGCUGCUCACAGUGGCUCAAUUCAUUUCUCGUCUGUAUAUCAAAUGCUGCAGUUUAUAUUGUUUUGUAAAGUAUUAGCUGUAUGUAUUAUUAGAGGCAGAUGUAUAUAAUCAACGAAGAAGAAAGAACAUUGUAUCAGGACAUCUGCACCAUUUAAGUGAAUAAAAAGGAAAAAGAAAAGCCUACACAGUAUUCGAUA
Molecule: messenger RNA, 5798 nt
Organism: Cucurbita pepo subsp. pepo (vegetable marrow)
Lineage: Eukaryota; Viridiplantae; Streptophyta; Magnoliopsida; Cucurbitales; Cucurbitaceae
Product: alpha/beta-Hydrolases superfamily protein
Biological process (GO): CAAX-box protein processing; lipid metabolic process
Cellular component (GO): membrane
Molecular function (GO): monoacylglycerol lipase activity; short-chain carboxylesterase activity; metalloendopeptidase activity
Source: RefSeq, a predicted model, not a curated record